Exophiala spinifera is the source of this 759-nucleotide messenger RNA. RefSeq lists its product as uncharacterized. Bases 1 to 759 code for a protein of 252 amino acids. NCBI's taxonomy places the organism in Eukaryota, Fungi, Ascomycota, Eurotiomycetes, Chaetothyriales, Herpotrichiellaceae. The transcript is spliced from 2 exons. The record is from RefSeq and is a predicted model, not a curated record.
AUGGAGCCAGCAUGGAAAUCGUACAUGAAAUCUUUGGAGGAUGACUGGACAAGCAUAGCCGAUCCCGCGGAACGGAAGCGAGUGCAGAACAGGCUCUCUCAACGGGCAAGACGUUCUAAGCUUGUCGUCAGGCGUAGCAGGCUCCCAGAACAGUGUUCCUGCCACAACGGAGGAAAUUCCGACGCCACCAGUACGGGUAAUCCGACACUCGAACCUAUCGCCUUCUCUCCAGACUGGAAUACGCUCGCUCCGCUCAUACCAGACAUCACCGUUCCAGGUCAAGUGGCCCCUGACCCCACAGUUGACAAUGCGUUCUUGCUCGUUCAUCGUAUGAGCACCACGGACGCAUUUACCUGCAUCGGCAAUGUCCUUAAGCUGGCGUGCGAGCAAGAUACCGGCUUCAAUGUCCGGGAGCUCAGCUGCAAUCUUCCACCAGCUUUGGUGCCGACCACCAAGCAACUCAUGGUCCGACACAAGCCCUACAUCGAUAUGUUGCCGUGGCCUUCAAUGCGCGACAAGAUCUUGGACCCGGUCGUCCCGGUCGAUGAACUCCAGUUCAUAGCCGACCUUUUGGCAAGUGACUUGCAGUUCUGGGGCACCACGCCGUGGGACCUGAUAGGGUGGGAGAUUGGACCAAGAUUUGCCAACAAGUGGUGGUUCUUGAUAGACGAAGGGAUGAUACACACUACUAACUACUGGAGGAACCAAAGGGGACAACAGCCAUUGCCACUGGCUCCGCUGCGCAUAAAUGCGACGUGA